UCCUCACCCAUCGCCUCCUCGUCACAACGACAGCCUCAACUCCACACCUUCCGGAGAGCGGAGAGCAGAGAGCAGAGAGCAAAUAGAUAGAUGGUGAAUUUUACCUUCUCUCUGCCGAUCGCCACCACCUUUCCAAGCUCCAACGCAUUCCACCUUCGAUCUAGAGGCAGGUGGUGGAAUCCAAAGGUUUCGAUCCGGCCUCCGCCGCCCGGCUUCGACUACAAGUCGGAGGUCCUGGAGGAUUCUCGAUCGGCGGUGGCGGCGACGCACCGGGAGCUGAUCGAUCUGGUGGAGAGCGGCUCCUUGGUCGUGAUCGAGAAGAGGCGCUUCGGUCCGGUCCCGAGCUGGAGGAGGGAAUUCGUGGAGCCUGAAGCCAUCUGGCUGAUCGGCACGUCUCACAUAUCGGAGGAGUCUGCUGUGAAUGUGGAGCGACUCGUCAGGGCGAUAAAACCGGACAAUGUGGUGGUGGAGCUCUGUAGAAGCAGAAUUCACUUUCAGGGCUGGAAUUAUGUACACUUCCAAUAAUGCUGAGAAUGCCCCACUCCUAAAAUCUAAUAUGUUCUCCUUAAGUGGCGCUAAAUUUUUUGGAGCUGUCAAUCGUAGCAUAAACUUGGGAGGACAAAGUGCUCUUGCAUUACGCUUGCUCUUAGCAGUUUUCUCUUCCAAGAUUUCUUCUGGUGUCAAUCGAACUUUUGGAGAUGAGUUUCGAGCUGCUCGAAAAGUUUCUGAAGAGGUUGGAGCUCAAAUUGUUUUGGGAGAUCGGCCAAUUGAAAUAACUCUUGAAAGGGCAUGGAGUUCUCUCAUGUGGCGUGAAAAACUGAGAUUGGUGAUCUCACUUUUUCAAGGCAUAACUUUUCCAUCCUCUGAGCUGCCAGAGAAUAAUCUGAAGGAUCAAGAUAUGGAUGGCAGCCCAUUUAAGCUUUACGAACAGCUGAGCAUGUCAUAUCCUUCAUUGCUGCAGCCUCUCAUGAAUGAGCGUGAUACGUAUUUAGCAUGGUCUCUGAAGAGGAGCAAAGCUGUGAACAGGAGCAAGACUGUAGUUGGUGUUAUUGGAAAAGGACACAUGAAUGGGGUGGUCUAUGCAUUGAUAUCUGAUCAGGGGAACUUGCGGUUUCGUGAUCUUGUCGGUAGGACCUCGGUUGGCGGCUCCAACGGCUGGCUUAGUACUGUACUCAUGAGUCUAGUUAGGGAUACCAUUUUAGGCUUUAUCUUGUGGGCUGUGUAUGAGCAGCUGAAGACUGUUCUGUAGUACUAAUAAACACCACACCUUCACUAGAAACAAUUUGGUACAAGGGUAAUUGUAUAUGAAGCUUUGUUUGUUGGUUGGUAACUGAGCUUUUUUUUAUCUUGGGAUAGUGCCUCUCAGUUUUCCUCAUAAGACAAAGAACUAAUGGCCGACCAUUCCUUUUAAUUUGCAAAGAAUGGAAUACUGUUUUCAGUUGCUUA
Molecule: messenger RNA, 1446 nt
Organism: Phoenix dactylifera (date palm)
Lineage: Eukaryota; Viridiplantae; Streptophyta; Magnoliopsida; Arecales; Arecaceae
Source: RefSeq, a predicted model, not a curated record